Messenger RNA from Onychostoma macrolepis, 3902 nucleotides. RefSeq names its product solute carrier family 16 member 4 (gene slc16a4). The record is from RefSeq and is a predicted model, not a curated record. NCBI's taxonomy places the organism in Eukaryota, Metazoa, Chordata, Actinopteri, Cypriniformes, Cyprinidae. The transcript has 11 exons. Gene Ontology annotation, biological process: transmembrane transport; monocarboxylic acid transport. Gene Ontology annotation, molecular function: monocarboxylic acid transmembrane transporter activity. The coding region runs from base 668 to 2350 and encodes 560 amino acids.
CCCCUAAGCAGUCACAGUGUAGUGCGUUGACCUCUUUCAAAUAGCCACAGUCCAGGAAAGCCUCUGUAAUAAUUAGUUCCACUUCAAUACUUAGCUUCUAAGUUCCGGUCACAUCGUCAUUAAAUGCACUAGGGGCCGUCUUUGGCUCUGCACGCCCUGAGCGCAUUGCUUCCGAGCUGUGCCGGUCCGAGUGGUCAGAUGUGACCCCCGAGAGACUCAGAGACUGGGGCAAAUUUUCAGAAAGUAGGAGAAAUUAAGCACAGGGAGUCUAGCCAUGGUCAGGAAUGACUUUGAUAAGACAUACCACCACAUAGGAGGAGCUGUCACCGGGGAAUCCACGGAUGUUGCCCGCAGCACAACUGCAGAUGCGCGCCUGAGGAGAUCAAGUCUUAACAAGUGAAACCUGGAAUUAAAUGACUGAUAUCGUUUCGGGAAAUAUGGUGUAAAGUACUGCACUCCAGUAGCGCGCAUACACAUGAACGCCGCUGGGCUCGCGCGAUCCAUACACGAGCGCUAUGCGGCUGCGGACAGCUCGCGACAGCAUCGGCUCUCUGGCGUUUGAGGUUCAUCCAAAGCAAGAUCUGCAAGUUGAGCUUCCAGUGCAGAAGAUGACACAGAGUAAAUAGGCUCUCACCUUAAAGGUCAUUCAUUUUCCUGUGCAACAAUUAUGCUGCCAAAAGAGCAACACAGUGAUGGCAAGGCCGCCAAAACCUCCUGCUCUGAACAAAAAGCCAUGACCAUGAAGAAAGAAAAGAAGGAGGUUGUUUAUGUGGAUCCACCAGAUGGCGGUUGGGGUUGGAUGGUGGUUCUGCAUUGUUUCCUGGUGAACGUGUUGGUAAUGGGUACAUUGAAGAGCUUUGGGAUCUUCUUUGUGGCACUGCAGGAUGAGUUUGGAGGUUCGUCCGAGAGCAUCAGCUGGAUUGGAUCCAUCAUGUCCAGCCUCAGGCUCUCUGGAGGUCCUUUGGCCUCGGUGGCCUGUGCCAAGCUGGGGAACAGGGUUACCUCCAUAGUGGGGGCGUUUUUUGUCAGCGCCGGCUUCAUCUCCAGCAUAUUUGCCACCAGCGUGAUCUACCUUUACUUUAGCAUGGGGAUAGUUGUUGGUCUCGGGUUUGCUCUUCUUUAUCAGGCCACAUCUGUUGUAACAGUGACCUAUUUCAGAAAGAGGCUGGCAACUGCAUAUUCUAUUGGACGCUCUGGCAUGGGUUUGACCUUUGCCCUCGCUCCUUUCACUCAGCUGCUUUUGGAUCAGUAUGCUUGGCAGGGAGCUCUUUUGAUUUUGGGAGGCCUGAUGCUGAACCUGGUGGCUUCUGGGAUGCUUUUGCGGCCCAUUAAUGUUAGACCUCCAGCUUUUCUCAUGUCAAACUCCAGCCUUCACAUAGCUGGAUCUGAAAAAGAUCCUCUUAAGAACCAUAUGAAUGGCAACACAUCUAUAUCCAAUGGCACUUCCAAAAUGGACAGCUCACCUCCCAUUCACAGGGACACACUUAUAAUAGAGAACCCCGUUCACGAACAGAACACUCUCCCACAUUUGGAACUCAAAAAAUCUAUCCAGAAUGGGGUGAACGGUACAGACGGCAGCCAAAUUAAAACUUCCCCUGAGAUGAAUGGGGUUUCUCCUGUGGAUUCGUUACUUGAGAACAGCAGAACAGAAAAUCUUCCUGAAAACCCCCAAAAAGUGCUGGACUUCUCACUGUUGAAGAACCCUUUCUUUUGCAUCUACACUUGGUCGCUGGUCUUCAGUCAGCUGGCAUAUUUUAUCCCUUACUUCCAUUUGUCUGCAAGGGCCCGGAACCUGGGUAUCGACCCUAUGGAUGCUUCCUUCAUCAUCUCUGUAGCUGGUAUAACAGAGACAGUGGCCCAACUUGCAUCUGGCUGGGUGACAGACAGGAAUCUGAUUCACAAGUAUCACUACCAUAAGGCCUACCUGAUCCUGUGUGGUGUGGUCAAUCUUCUCUCCCCUCUGGCCACCUCAUACAUCUUACUCAUGGUCUACGCUAUCUUCUUUGCCAUCUUCUGUGGGGGGUACAUGGCUCUCCUACUUCCUGUGCUGGUGGACUUGGUGGGCUCUGAAAAGCUGAACAAUUCGAUGGGGUUCUCAAUGUUCUUUGUGGGGCUUGGCUGUCUAACAGGUCCUCCUUUGGCAGGCUUCCUGUACGACUACACUCAGACCUAUGACUGCUCCUUCUACCUGGCAGGUGUGUGUUAUCUGUUAUCGUCAGUUUCUCUUUUCCUCGAGCCUCUGGCAAGACGCUGGCAAGCCCGGAAGAAGCGGCUAGAGGCGCUAAACCAAGAAAUGAUGUGGAGUAAUGGCUGUUUCUGCCCGGCACCUCAGAGGAAUGGUGUUGUAUAAUAAAGGACUUAACUCAAAGCCAUUUUACUUUCCACCAUGUCAUGUGGUUCACCCACUGAGGGCUGAUCGGAAGAGGACCUGACCUGAACAUUUGGCGGGACCACAGCGUGGCAAGCAAAUGAAUGUUCAUUUGAAUGCAGAGACCAAUAAAUGAAUGCUUCAGGACACUACAAUGCAAACUACUUUGUGUUGAGAAUGGAGUUGGUUGAAUUGUUUUAUAUAAAUCUUCUUCUUGCUUCUCUCACCGCCAUCUUUAAUGGCAAUCAGAUCAGCACGAGAACAAAAUGAGGAGCCUUCGUCACCCUGUAAGCUUUUAUUUUACAGCACAUGAUAAAUCUGGAUCUUCCUACAUUAGAAAGUUACUCAAAUGCUUCCACUGAUACGAUUGUAAAUUUGUAUCACAGGACACAUAAUACUCACUUUUUGUCAGAUGGGGAUGGGUCUAUGCAAUAAGCCUAUUUUUUGAGCCUUUAAUGCGUUCAUGUCUGUUGAUGUUUUUUGCUAUGAGGCUCAGUACUGUGUAAAGGACUGCAUGAAGCCAUAAUGGCUGACAACAACAGAUUUUGUCAUUGGUGCCCCAACUGGAAGACAUUUUAGGCCAGAAUGUUUCAGACAUGGACUUCUUUCUUUUUUUUCCACUUGUGCCAAAUCAGUCACACUGUCAUUUACUGCUGACAACAACCAAGAGAUUUUUUGGAACAAACCGCUGUGUGAAUACAAGUGAAUAUUCUUCUGAUGCCAAGUUUUGCAAGAAUUAGGUCAGUUGGCUUGUGGGUUCAUGUGUACCUGUACAAGAGGCCCAGACGCUGAGCAUUUAUAUUGAGCGUUCUCUAAAGUGCAAAUCCUUUAUACUUAUCCUUUAUACUCAUUUUUAUUUUUAUGUUCUGAUUUUGUUGGGUAUGCUACAGUGCACUGUUUAUCACCACUGUUUGCCUUUGUACACAAUGACUGUGCUAAAUAUCCUGUGAUGAGAGCCAAAGAUGCAAUAGAAAUAUAAUUUAUCAAUCUAUGCAUUUGAACAUGUCCUGUGUUGAUAGAAAUCUGCUUACUGCUCACAUGUUGUAGUUCUCUCUGGUAAUGUGGUUCUGUGUGAGCUGUUGCCCUCUAGAGGCACGAAAGAUGUACUGCUACUGGAAUGUUGCGUCAAUUAACAGGCAGUCCAUGUUCUGGAAUGUCCAGUUCUUUUCUUUCAUCAGCCAAGUAAUGACAAACUAAGUAUUUCCUAGAAGACACGCACAAAUGUGACAAUUUAACAAAUAAUAACAAUACGCCAUUGAAGUCAUUGGCCACUGAUUUUUUGUUUUUGGCAGCAAGCUUUUCCUUAUCACAUUUAAUUGUUUAAUGAAAGCGGGGUUUUUGAAGAAAUGAGUUAGUGUUUUGGAAAAUUUGUAUAAGUUGUUUUAAACUAGCCUUAAAGACAGUUAAGGGGACGCAAUAACACUAUUAAUGUCAAUGACAGACUUCACCAGCUAUACUGUACUGUUAGUGAUUUUGUACUUUUGGAAAAAUGUGAUGGCAAGAUGCUGGCCAGAAGAUUAUAAGAUGAACGUUU